Molecule: messenger RNA, 411 nt
Organism: Theileria annulata
Lineage: Eukaryota; Apicomplexa; Aconoidasida; Piroplasmida; Theileriidae
Exons: 1
Coding region: 1-411 (136 amino acids)
Source: RefSeq, a predicted model, not a curated record
AUGAAUUCUGGAGAUAUUUCUGAAGAUUCCGACGACACAGAGGAUUUUAAAGACAAUUCAGAGGAAAUGGCUUACAGUUUAUUUGACGAUUUUAAGUCAACUGACGCUACUGAGGUUUAUGAGCAUAUGGAGAAAAAGUUCAAUUUCAAGUACAAUUUGUUAGGGAACACGACUUUACACAGAAUAGUUUUGAUAAAGUACUUACAGGAUAAAAAAGAUAAUAAUGAAAAUGUUUUAGAAUAUUAUAAUAAAUUGAAAAAGGAUCCGAAUAUAGUCUUAAAUAAUUUUGAAGAGUAUAUUAAGUCUCCUGUUAAUAACCAGAAACUUAUUUGGGGAUUUAUGGAAAGCAGUGAUUCAGAGGCCGAGGAUUCCAUUCUCUCAAAUUACAUCCACAAUUACAAACACAUAUAA